AAGGUCUUGGAAUGUGGAGAAGAAAAAAUUCUUACUUUGACAGAGGUAGAACGGUUCAAAGCUCUAGCUGCCCAGUUUGUUAAACUCCUUCGAUCUCAAAAAGAUAACUGCCUUAUGAUGACAGAUCUACUGACAGAAUAUGCUAAAACUUUUGGUUACACAUUUCAUCUCCAAGACUAUGAUGUCAGUUCAAUUUCAGCUUUAACACAGAAACUCUGCCAUGUUGUAAAGGUUGCCGAUAUGGAAUCUGGGAAACAGAUUCAGCUGAUCAACCGGAAGUCUCUACGAUCUCUGACUGCCCAGUUGCUGGUAUUGUUGAUGUCUUGGGAAGGAACCACCUAUCUUUCUGUUGAUGAACUCAGGAGACAUUAUGAAACUACCCACAGUACUCCUCUUAACCCCUGUGAAUAUGGAUUCGUGACCUUAACUGAACUUCUGAAGAGUCUGCCAUACUUAGUUGAGGUUUUCACUAAUGAUAACACAGAAGAAUGUGUGAAACUCACAAGUCUGUAUUUGUUUGCAAAGAAUGUGCGGUCUUUGCUUCAUACGUAUCAUUACCAUCAGAUUUUCCUUCAUGAAUUUUCCAUGGCCUAUACCAAGUAUGUUGGAGAAACACUGCAGCCCAAGACAUAUGGCUACAAUAGUGUGGAGGAGCUCUUGGGAGCAAUCCCACAGGUGGUCUGGAUAAAAGGACAUGGUCAUAAGAGAAUUGUAGUGUUAAAAAAUGACAUGAAAAGUUGUUUGAGUUCACUCAGUCUUUCUCCUGCCAGUCAUGAAAACCAGCCUUCAGAUAGUGAGCGGAUCCUGGAGGUGCCUGAAUCUUGCACAGCCUCUGAACUCAAGCCUGGAGCAGGUGGCGGUGGGUCCAGUCACAUGGAGCAGGAGCUUCUCCGCCUGACCAACGACUCCCCUGUUGACCUCCUGUGUGCACCCGUCCCUUCGUGCUUGCCAUCCCCUCAGCUGAGGCCAGAUCCUGUCGUCCUCCAAUCUGCUGAUCUCAUUCAGUUUGAGGAACACCCUCAAGAGCCUUCUGAAAUUAUGAUUUUAAACCAAGAAGAAAAAAUUGAAAUUCCAGUACCAAUGAAGAAGGAAAAACUGACCUGUGAUCCCCGAUCAUCUUGCAUCUCAACAGCUGUCCCAGUGCCUCCCGGCCCCUCCUCGGAAGCCCCAGAGUCACUGCUCAGCAAGGACCCCAUGGAAAGCCCAGCCAAAAAGCAGCCCAAAAACAGAGUAAAAUUGGCAGCCAACUUUUCCUUCGCACCUAUAACCAAGCUUUAACUCCCAUGUGAACGUAGAAGUAGGAUGGGAAAAACUGUCUGAUUCUGCACACAAAAGUAGGUUUAAAAACAUCCUUUUCUGUUUUUACGAAAACCCCCAGAAGCCACUUCAACUUAUUUCAUCUUUAGAUGUGUAUCCCAUAAUGUUUUUGUUUCUUUCACAUUUAACACAGCUUUGAGCUGAAGUUUUUCAUUCAUUCAUUCUUUUUCCCAAUUAUUUGAAAGAACUUCUGGUACUUGUUAAAGAAUCCUUAAUAUAUUUUACCAAAUUUUUCUUAACUAUUACAAAAUAUGGGGUGUUCCAGAAGGAGAAAGCAAUGAGAACGCAGCUAGCAGGAAGUAGUUCCACUUCAUUGAGCCACGUCGUUGGUGUUAAUCCUAAAUGUAGCAUAACGCAGUCCCUCAGCCUUUGCUUACUGAUAAGUUCCUGACGGUAUUAAUCAAACACAUGAUGUGUCUCUGAAACAAAGCCUGUUCCACGAGCCCACAGGUCACACACACUGAAGGAGAAGGGUAGGCGAGGAGUUGAGGGCAUAUUUUCAGGUCAGAAUAUGAAGGUUCCUGACUUCCAUGUGACUUGUAAGUGUGCCUUGUUUUUUAUUGACUAUGUCUGUAGUUGACAAAUGUGGCUUCAUCACAAAUUUUUUUUAAAUGUUUCCACUUCAGGGUUCCAUUUAGGAGCUUUCUAGAAAGUUGAGGAUGUUUUAAGCUUCCCUUCUAUGUUGAGUUCCAGUUUGAUACAGAUUAGGUUAAGGAAAAGGAGAUGGUCUCGUAGUCAUGAAUUUAAAGUCAGCGUUUGUAUUACAGCACACAUUAUUGUGUGUUGAGAGGCAAUGUUGGGAAGAGAGUCUGAUUUUCUAAAAUAUGCAUCAAAUGCAUAAAUUACAAAUCAGCUGAGUGGUGAGGUGCUUUAACAGGAGCGAUAUUGCUGUUUCCUCUAGGAAGAGACAGGAAUUCUAUCUGUACAUAUGAAGGCCAAGGGUGAUCAACUUAACCUUGUUUUUGUAAUUUUAAAGCUGGUUUGGGUAGCUGGGAAGCUUUACAUGUGAGUAUAUAUGUGUGUAUGUUAGCUCAGCAUCUUUUAAUAGUGUCUUUUUACGAUUGUUACUUCUCACUUAUGGAAGCAUGUUUGGAUUUUUUGUGGUGUCUGAUGUUGGCAUUUGGGAAAAGCCAGCCUUUGAAGGCACUGCCCUGUGGAAUGGCCUUCCUCUCUAGGUGCCUGAGGUGUCCGCUGAUGGGUGGCCUCUCUCCCCUCCUAGAGAAACCUGACAUUUACAAUGGAUUGUAUUUGUUGGGCAAAAAGGCAGAUUCAUUCAUAGAGCAGAAAGAACCUGUUGGCUCACGGUCUUCCACUAGUUAGUUGGUUUCUUUUGGGGAAAUGUUUAUAUUUUAUUUCUAGAAAGCCAGAAAAUGGGCUCUGAUUUCAUAGCCAGCAUUUUGAUAAAAUGCCACAAAAUAAGGGCUAGAGAGAGAUUUCUACAAGUUGGAUUUUUGUUCCCCAAAUCUUUUAAAUGAAGCCAGUGAUUCCCAGUUCUCAACACAUGGCCCAAUCAAGACGGCACAACACUGGGAAAACCUUCUAAGUAUUAUGGCACUCUCUGAAUCCUUCUGAAGGCAUUUCCUCUGCAGACAUAGUGUUACAGGAAGUAAAAUGCAAAUGUGCAAUUUUUUUUAAGAAGCUUUUUAAAAUGAAGUUGGUGUUGAGAGCAUCAGCUGCCUCAUUCUGAGAUUUCAUAAGGCUGACUUUGCACACUUGGAUGUCAGUUUUGCUGGCAUGUAAAGAAUUGUGGACUUUAAACAUGGAAGAGGUAUCCUUACAAGUCACUUGGGACUGUCUCAAAGAACGGGUUCUUUGGGCAACAGAUAAAGAAGAAACAAGUUCUGCACUAUCACGUGAAUGUGUCUUCGUGCCAUUCACUGGAGGUGCAAGUUUGGGACGUGUGUGUGACUCUAACAACCGCUGUUUAAAAAUGUGAGAGUGCAGCGAAAGCACGUGGUGUUCGUGAUGUCCUCCACCAUGGCCAGUACAACUGCUGUCUGUUUUUUUACCCAGAGGCUUAAUUAAAUGAUGUGACAAAAUGAUGUAUGAGCAUUAAGACGAUGGAAUUCGUUAUUUCUGGCUGGAAAGAUGUACCAGAUUAGAUUUAUCUGUUUUAAAAAAAACAACACAAAAAUUAUCACCAAAAACCCUUUCCUAUCUUGCACUGUUUGUUUUGGAUGGGGCUUGGGGGAAGAGAUGUUUUUCUUGUCUACUUUGUUUGAACACUUUUUUUGUGGUUCAAGUGCUGUUUUGUGUGUUGGGACCAAACAGUUGUCAAUAAAUUUUACAAGCAAGCAUCUAA
Messenger RNA from Galeopterus variegatus (Sunda flying lemur), 3619 nucleotides. Its product is annotated as meiosis arrest female protein 1-like. Bases 115 to 1278 code for a protein of 387 amino acids. The record is from RefSeq and is a predicted model, not a curated record. NCBI's taxonomy places the organism in Eukaryota, Metazoa, Chordata, Mammalia, Dermoptera, Cynocephalidae. The transcript is spliced from 7 exons.